AUAAAGAACCCACACAUACAAAGAAUUGUAAGUAAACUUGUAUUGAACAUAAAAUAAUGAAGUCAGUUCAGCACAAUUUGAACCAUUAAUCAAAAAGGCAGGUUUUCUGGAAGCUCCAUUUGAGGGCAUCAAGGACAUACUGAUGGCCUAAACCAGUGUCAGCCUAGACAGACAGACAUCUAUUGCAGUUCUGCUACACAAGACCAAACUCUCUGCUUUUGUAUGGAUGUCUGACUAGUACGGUGUUCUCUAAAGGUAUAACUGGAGCAAAACAACAGCAUCCGUUACAGUGAAAUUUGUGUUCAUAAAAGAUAGUGAUAUAUGUGUAACAGGUCCAGUACAUUUGUCAUAAAGGUUAAAUCACAGUAAGUACUGUAAAAAUAACUUGUUUGCCUCUGCCACAACAGGUCAUGGUGUGUGCUUACUGCUCAUAGUAAACACACACGCUGAUCUGAUGCGGGAGAGAUAUAUGCAAACAUAUUUGUAUUUACUGUUUUGUUUUGCCUCACUAAAGUGUUGUUGGAGCUUGGUAUGUUCACAGUUGAAAUCACUGAAGUCACAUGGAACGUUUUGACAAUGUGUUUUGUGCCUUAUCUGGACAAUGACCAUCUUGGGACCAUUGCUGUCUGUAGAGGAUGAGGAGCAUUUAAUCUAAAAUAUUUCAGUUUGUGUUCUGAAGAUUAACAGGUCUCUGGGAUGACACAAGUAAUUAAUAACAGAACCUAUAUGAACACUUAAUGUGACAUGUAAUAGUGAAAUAGUGGUCCUACAUUCACAAAUGUGAGCCAUUAUUAUAAGACCCAUGUGAACAUGCAAUUUUUAUGAUACUAAUAAUAAUGGAAUAACAAAUUGCUAUUACUGUUGUGUUUGUGAGAGAAAAUCAAACCAUAUAUUCUACACAUUUUCUUGAUGAUUUACUGAAAUAUUUGUCUACAUGUUCCACUGUCACAGGUGCUCAGUUUUGCUGCAGUAAUGCUAAACACAAUAGAUGUACUUUAU
Danio rerio (zebrafish) is the source of this 999-nucleotide messenger RNA. RefSeq names its product zgc:174710. The record is from RefSeq and is marked predicted. NCBI's taxonomy places the organism in Eukaryota, Metazoa, Chordata, Actinopteri, Cypriniformes, Danionidae.